Molecule: messenger RNA, 3142 nt
Organism: Homalodisca vitripennis (glassy-winged sharpshooter)
Lineage: Eukaryota; Metazoa; Arthropoda; Insecta; Hemiptera; Cicadellidae
Exons: 2
Coding region: 63-2615 (850 amino acids)
Source: RefSeq, a predicted model, not a curated record
GUUUGGUUUUUGUUAUAUAUAAGGUAGUUGCGUCUUAGGGAAAGUUAAUUUUGGAUGAAGAAAUGCAUCAAUUGACGCCGAAAUUUAUUUCCUGUCUCUUCUUUCUUUUGCAGGGUGUUUGGAGCAUUCCAUUUGAAGUCGGACUGUCAUUUGGAGAUACCAGUAAAGGAAGAUUACAAUUUGGGCUGAAUGGCACAAAUCAAAUAGGAUCAGAAAUCACCAAUGGAGUUGAUUCAGGGAUUCAGCUAAUUGGAAAUGGAGUAACACUUGGAAUUGAUGGUGCAACCAAAUUAGGCUCAGAUAUUGCUAAUGGCAUAUUAGGUUCAGGAGUAAAAUUUAUAGGUGACGGUGUGAAAUUAGGAAAUGAUAUUGCAUCACAGGCUUCAUUAGGAUUUGCAAAUGGAAUUGGAUCAGGAAUAAAAUUAGUUGGUGAUGGAUUAAAAUUGGGAGUUGAUGGAGCAACAAAUGUAGGUUCAGGAAUUGCCAAUGGAAUAGGUUCAGGAAUCAAACUUUUGGGUGAUGGACUGAAGUUGGGAGUGGAUACUACAACACAAACGUCUUCCGGUAUUGCUAAUGGUGUUGGUUCUGGUAUUAAACUAGUUGGUGAUGGAUUAAAACUGGGAGUUGAUGGAGCAACAAAUGCAGGUUCAGGAAUUGCCAAUGGUAUCGGCUCAGGAAUUAAACUUUUGGGAGAUGGACUGAAGUUGGGACUGGAUGGCACAACACAAACAGCUUCUGGAAUAGCGAAUGGCGUUAGUUCUGGUAUUAAGUUAGCUAGUGAUGGAGUUAAACUGGGGGUUGAUGGUGCAACAAAAGUAGGCUCAGAUAUCGCCAAUGGCAUAUUAAGUUCAGGAGUAAAAUUGAUCGGUGAUGGUGUGAAAUUGGGAAGUGAUAUUGCAUUGCAAGGUUCUUUGGGGCUUGCAAAUGGGAUCGGUUCUGGAAUAAAAGUGUUGGGUGAUGGAUUGAAGUUAGGACUGGAUGGCACAUCACAAGUAGCACCUGAAAUGGCUAGUGGAGUUGUUUCUGGGAUAAAACUAGUAGGUGACGGAUUAAAACUGGGAGUUGAUGGAACAACAAAUGUAGGUUCUGGAAUUGCCAAUGGAAUUGGUUCAGGAAUCAAACUUUUGGGUGAUGGACUGAAGUUGGGAGUGGAUGGCACAACCCAAACAGCUUCCGGAAUAGCAAAUGGUGUUGGUUCUGGUAUUAAACUAGUUGGUGAUGGAGUUAAACUGGGAGUUGAUGGUGCAACAAAUGUAGGUUCAGGAAUUGCCAAUGGUAUCGGCUCAGGAAUUAAACUUUUGGGAGAUGGACUGAAGUUGGGACUGGAUGGCACAACACAAACAGCUUCUGGAAUAGCGAAUGGCGUUAGUUCUGGUAUUAAGUUAGCUAGUGAUGGAGUUAAACUGGGGGUUGAUGGUGCAACAAAAGUAGGCUCAGAUAUCGCCAAUGGCAUAUUAAGUUCAGGAGUAAAAUUGAUCGGUGAUGGUGUGAAAUUGGGAAGUGAUAUUGCAUUGCAAGGUUCUUUGGGGCUUGCAAAUGGGAUCGGUUCUGGAAUAAAAGUGUUGGGUGAUGGAUUGAAGUUAGGACUGGAUGGCACAACUCAAGUAGCACCUGAAAUGGCUAGUGGAGUUGUUUCUGGGAUAAAACUUGUUGGUGAUGGAUUAAAACUGGGAAUUGAUGGAGCAACAAAUGUAGGUUCAGGACUUACCAAUGAAAUUGGUUCUGGAAUCAAACUUUUGGGCGAUGGACUGAAGUUGGGAAUUGAUGGAGCAACAAAUGUAGGUUCAGGACUUACCAAUGAAAUUGGUUCUGGAAUCAAACUUUUGGGUGAUGGACUGAAGUUGGGAGUGGAUACUACAACACAAACGACUUCCGGUAUUGCUAAUGGUAUUGGUUCUGCUAUUAAACUGGCUGGUGAUGGGAUUAAAGUGGGAGUUGAUGGAGCAACAAAAGUAGGUUCAGAUGUUACUAGUGGGUUAAGCUCAGGGGUAAAACUUGUUGGUGAUGGAUUGAAAUUGGGUGUUGAUGGUGUAGCAAAAUUAGCUUCAGAAGUUGUUGCUAAUGGCAUUGACACAGGCGUUAAAGUUGUAGAUGGUGGAUUGAAAUUAGGACUUGAUAGUUCAUCAAAAAUGGGAACUGGGGUAGCUGAUGGAUUAGUUUCAGGUAUUAAAAUUAUUGGUGAUGGUGUGAAAUUAGGAAGUGAUAUUGCAACUUUAGCUUCUUCAGGAGUUGCCAAUGGUGUAGGCACUGGAAUUAAAAUUUUAGGUGAUGGACUAAAAGCUGGUAUUGAUGGUGUGACCCAAGCAACUACAGGGUUAUCCAAUGGGAUCGAUUCUGGUAUUAAUGUGGUAGGUAAUGGUGUGAAGGUAGGAGUUGAUAGAGCUACUCAGGCCGCAGUAGGCCUUACAAAUGGAAUAGUUUCUGGACUGAGGUUUCCUUUUCUUCUUGGAAGCAGAUUUUCUGGAACUAAUGGAGCAAAUAUUAAUCUUGGAUCUCAGUCUACUUCAACUUUGGGAAGCAAUCUGCAAAGUGGAGUUGCAGGAGGUUUGAGAAGUGCUUUUGCGCCACUUUCUAGAUCGUUUCUUGCAGGACGCAGAAACUAUAACAAUGCCUAACAUUUUAUUGAAUUACUCUUGAAAGUAAAUAUCUGAAAUUGAGUAAUAAGCUGAAAUCAGAGACUAUUUUACACAUCUAAGUAGGCUUUAUAUUGUAUAGAAUUUAUGCCCAAUAUUUAUGCAUCUUUAAUAAUUUAAUGUUGAUUUAUGUAUUUCUGAUGUAUUUUGUAUAAUUGUAGGUAUAUUACUUUAGUUGCAUUAGAUUAUGGUUAGAAAUUGUUGUUCCAACCCUCUUACAAACAUGACCGUUAAUUGUUAUAGUUUCGUAAUCCACAAUAUCUAUCAGAAGAUUGUCUAUUAUUAGUAUAAUAUGGUAAUAUCUUUGUUGAUAUUAUUUGUCUUUAAUGUAAACAAUAAAAUAUUAUUUAUAAAAUGUCUAUUUUAGAGUAUGUCAAAAUUGUAUUUUUUACGCUGUAGAUGUGUUACCUUUUUUUCUUUAGUUUCUACACUAAUAGAAAAUUAUACAAUAAAUUUGCUAUACAAAUCUUACAAUGUAAUUGUCUUAAAAAUAAACUAAAUUACUGUAA